UUCUGGUUCAAAAAUGAAUUAUAAUUUAUAUCUUAAUAUAAAGAGGAGAAAUCUCAAGAUAUUUUUUGCAAUGGGGUGACGGACAUGUGUGAUUCAAAAUUAUGUGUAAAUGUUCGUUGGCAUUAUUGCUCUAUGGCUUCUUGGCAAUUUGGACGGCCAAUAUGGCUCCAACCGGUCCACAAUUAGCCGCUAAAUUCAACCGGUCAUGGAUGUUCAUGAAAAAUAAAAGAUUGGGAAAGACUGGUAGUCAAAAUUCAUUUGAAUCUUUUGAAGAUAAAGACUUUGAAAGAAGAAAGAGAGCCAUAGGAGCACGUGGAGUUAACUUGGAGAUCUGGUUCAACGUGGAAGGAUAUAGUAUCAAAUCAUUAGAAAGAAACUUCAAAUUUCCAAAGACUCCAGACUUGCGGGUACUGACUCACAGAUUUGCUGAGCCUCCUAACAUUGGCGAGAGUUACGGUUCAAGAUUGUUCGCGUGGUUUUCACCUCCGAAAACGGGAUAUUAUGUUUUCUAUAUUUCCAGUAAUAAUGAUGGAAAAUUGUAUAUCAGUACUGAUGAUAAACCAGAAAACAAAAGAUUAGUUUGUGAAAUUACCAACUACGAAUACUCCAAGACACUUGGAGAAUGGUUUAAAUACGACAGUCAACGAUCUCCUCCGAUUCCAAUGCUGAAGGGUGAAUAUUACUAUAUGGAAGCUGUUCACAAAGAACUCUUUGGUAACGACGUCCUCCAAGUUGCAGUUCAAAUGGAAAAUGGACAGUUCAUUGGACCCAUUAGCGAAGAAUAUCUUUAUUUCUAUUACAAAUCGUCGAAAGAUGGUAGCAAAGCAACAGAUCCGCUUAACGCUGGCGUAGCUGCCGGUAUCAAGGCUGGACAAGACGUGCUUAGAAAGGCGAAAAAAAAGGCGGCGGAGGAGGCAAAAAAGGCGGCAGAAAAGGCGGUUAAAGAAGCAUUGAAGAUUACUGAAUUACCUGUAGGAAAUGGCAAGAAACCGAAAGCGCGCUACAUUGAAGAAGUGAAUAUAACUGAAGUUGUUGAAAAAAUGAAUAUAAGAGUUCAUCCUGCGUCAAUGCAAGGAGUGUCAGCUACUGGUCACAAAGGAGCAAUUCGUUUUUAUUCUAUGAGCGUUCCGGCUGUUCAAAAAGACUACAAGAAAAAUCUCGCAAUCACAGUACAUGGUGAUCAAGUGAUAUUAGGAGAGACUCCAUCUUGUUGGCUUCCACAUUCCCCUGGUAAUUUACCAAAGGAUUCGAACUAUAACGAAAGUCAAACGGUUUCCUUUGAGCUUCUAAACAGUGAUGGUUACUACUUAAUGCAGAAGGACUACAAGUUUAUUGUAGCAAAAUACAAUGGUAGCUCUCAUUAUGGUUACGAGUCCAGUUUUACAGAACGCCAUAGAGUGAGUGCACCACGAACCUCAUUUUUCACGCUUUCGGCCGCUGAUCACUGGGGAUGGGGCUUCUGUAUUGGAGGCUCGGUAGGACAUCGUCGUUAUGAAAUGAGAAUGUUAUUUGAUGAUGAAAGUGUCAAGUAUGUGCGAAACUGUUCAUAUUAUAUCGAACCUGUGGAUAACUGUACACAGCCUAAAUAUGUUCCAGUCAAAGAAGUACCAAAAAAUGUUACAAAAAAGCCCAAAGACACAUGUAUUUCGCUGUUGUUUGUAAAUCACGCGCACACAAGAAUCCUCAUCCAAAGUUCAGUCAAACCAACUCCGUACAGAAUCACAGAGCCUCGUUUUGUUCUAACCAUGAAAUUCCAGGGACUGAAAUUCACUCCUGUCAUAUUCAAUGCUUCCGAUCCUGAAUUUACUGAGAGACAAUGCUUUCUGAAUGGAAGGAGGUAUUUCUCAGCAUCACCACAAAUAUCUUGUAACAACACCGUGGAAAUCGAAAUAGCAUGCGUUUAUCAAGCGAUAACAACAACGCCGCCACCCAUGACUACACAACCUCCAACAAGACCUACAGAGAGACCCAAGAAAAUGAAGAUACUCUGUCCCGGGCCACCAGGUCCACCCGGCCGUCCGGGCCCUCCAGGCAUGAUGGGACAGAUUGGAAUACGAGGACCGCCUGGCAUAGCUGGAGCGCCAGGUCCACCUGGAAAGCCUGGUCCCAAAGGGUCUAUUGCAAAUAUAACACACAAAGAAAAGGAAACAGUGUCACACCAGGUAACUACAAUGCAGUCAAGUCAUGCAGGUAUCAUGGUGUCCCUCUGUUCCUGCAAGGACCCAAGGUGUACCAGCCCAUUAUGUAGAGACGAAAUUUUGAAUCCCGACAAAAAUGAGCCGAUUUUAAACAAACAUAAAUCUCUCUCUGACAAAGAUUCAUAUCCUGUUUUUGACCCAUUAAACUUGAAUGAUAAUCCAAGAGAUGCAACGUCAGUUACACAAAGGUCUGACAUACCAAAAGAGUUGGCAAGUAGUCCUUCAAACAGCAACGGAACUUCACGCAAAUAUGAAUAUUUGAACUCCUCGCCGUUCAGAUUUCUUGCGAUGCCUGUAUGUACGAGUUAUGGUCCCCCCGGGCCUCCUGGUCUUCCGGGACCUCCCGGAAUACCUGGACAACAAGGACCACAGGGACCUGCUGGACGACCGGGACAUCCAGGUCCACCUGGACCGCCAGGAUCCCCAGGUGUAACUCAAGUAAAUGCGUUUGUACCCCAUAGUGAAACCAAAAAAGACCCGGGCCCAUGUCUUAGUUCAGGAAAUUUAUACCCAUGUAAACUUCCAAAGGUUAUAAUAGUCCAUGACCCUCCCCUGCAACCUCAUAUUAUCGUCCACUCACCCCCACCAACCGUUAUAAAUAAUUUACCCAAAUCUCCGCCUGUAAUUUUUCACUCAUCCCAACCAGUUAUUCCUAGUUCACCACCACCUACGUGUCCAUCAAUAUGUUCUCACACAUGCUCCCCAAGUUGUCCAUCAUAUUGUUGUUCAAAUUGGCCCCCAUAUCAAGAAUAUUCAAACGACCAGAAAUGCUGGUGUCGUAAUGUGUGUACCCGCCAAGUAAAACGAACUUGUAGGAAAGUUUGUACCUGUGAAAAUACGGAAAUUGUAAAAAAGUAACCAAAUUUCAGUUUUUUUAGGUCAUAUGAUGUGUAGAGCACAACUAAAUUAAAAUAAUGUCGGUACUCUAGGAUCUAAAAUAGUUUAUAAAAUCAAUUAAAUCUACGUGAGUAAAAAGAAUCAGUUUUAGUGAAAAGAUUCUCGAGAUACGAAAACAGACUGAAAAUAUCUUGAACUUUUUAGCGUGGUACUGAUAUGCCAGCUGUGUAAAUUGAAUUUCCCAAGAAACUUUUUCAUUCUUGAAAAAGAAAUCAUUAUUCUUAAAAGACAAAGGAAAGGGAGGCCUGGACGAUACGAGGGCUG
This is a messenger RNA of Dendronephthya gigantea, 3359 nucleotides long. RefSeq lists its product as uncharacterized. The transcript is spliced from 10 exons. NCBI's taxonomy places the organism in Eukaryota, Metazoa, Cnidaria, Anthozoa, Malacalcyonacea, Nephtheidae. The coding region runs from base 102 to 3056 and encodes 984 amino acids. Gene Ontology annotation, biological process: L-arabinose metabolic process. The record is from RefSeq and is a predicted model, not a curated record. Gene Ontology annotation, molecular function: alpha-L-arabinofuranosidase activity.